Messenger RNA from Thamnophis sirtalis, 10667 nucleotides. It is a transcript of the gene TRAF3, whose product is annotated as TNF receptor associated factor 3. Gene Ontology annotation, cellular component: plasma membrane signaling receptor complex; cytoplasmic side of plasma membrane. Lineage: Eukaryota; Metazoa; Chordata; Lepidosauria; Squamata; Natricidae. Gene Ontology annotation, molecular function: zinc ion binding; tumor necrosis factor receptor binding. The record is from RefSeq and is a predicted model, not a curated record. Gene Ontology annotation, biological process: regulation of defense response to virus; innate immune response; tumor necrosis factor-mediated signaling pathway.
GGAGAGGAAGUGCCGGGCGGGCGGGGGAAAGGAAAAAAAAAAAGAACCAGCCGGGGCAGCGCACCAGGGACUUUCCAGCCGAGGCAAGGCAAAGACUACGUUUGGCUGAACUGCUGCAAGGACAGCAGUGGUCGGUAGUGCUGGCGUCCGCGGUUCUUUUUGCCCCCCCUCUCCCUUCUUUUCCUCAGGCGCAGAGGAUAGCUUUAUAGCAAGUGCAGAAGAAGGAGCAGUUAAAGGAUACAACAUGAAGGUUAAAAGAGUCCACAUUUGAUGACAUCAACUGGGAUAGCCUGAGUGUUCAUUUUUCUUUGACGUUUUCAUCUAAUCAAAUUUAGAUGUUCUUAUCCUUUUCAUCUUUCAUACAGUAUUUAUUAAUUCCAACAUGGAUGGAAGCAAGAAAGCAGACCCUCCAGUUUUAGUGGAAACAAAACAGCAGAAGGCAAAUCCUGAUCGCCACCCUAUGCCAUCCAUUUAUGUACCAGAACAAGGUGGUUACAAAGAAAAAUUUGUGAAUGCAGUGGAAGACAAAUACAAAUGUGAAAAAUGUCAUCUCAUUUUGUGCAAUCCAAGACAGACAGAAUGUGGGCAUCGCUAUUGUGAGACCUGCAUGAGUUCUCUGUUCAGUUCUACAAGUCCAAAAUGUACAGCAUGUCAAGAAACAAUAGUGAAGGAUAAGAUAUUUAAAGAUAAUUGCUGCCGAAGGGAGCUUCUAGCCCUUCAGAUAUUCUGUAGAAAUGAAAAUAAAGGUUGUCGAGAUCAAUUGACCUUGGGACAGUUGCUGACACAUCUAAGAAAUGACUGUCUCUUUGAAGAACUCCCAUGUCCUCGUACUGAUUGUAAAGAAAAAAUACUGAGAAAAGAUUUACCAGAUCAUAUAGAAAAAAACUGUAACUAUCGGGAAACAACAUGUAAAUACUGUAAAAGCCAAGUACCAAUCAUUAUGAUACAAAAACAUGAAGAUGCAGACUGUCCUUCUGUAAUGGUUACAUGUCCUCAUCAGUGCAGUGUUUCAGCACUCCUCAGAAGAGAGUUGAAUGCACAUUUGUCAGAAUGUAUUAAUGCCCCAAGUACCUGUAGUUUUAAGCGUUAUGGCUGCACUUUUCAGGGAACAAACCAGCAAGUUAAAGCACAUGAAGCCACCUCAGCAGUGCAGCAUGUAGACUUAUUGAAAGAAUGGAGUAAUUGUCUAGAAAACAAGGUGGCCAUGCUCCAAAAUGAAAGCUUGGAAAAGAACAAGAGCAUACAAACUUUACAUAAUCAAAUCUGUAGCUUUGAAAUAGAAAUUGAGAGACAGAAGGAAAUGCUGCGAAGUAAUGAAACUAAAAUACAUCACUUACAGCGGGUAAUAGAUAGUCAAGCUGAGAAGCUGAAAGAACUAGACAAGGAGAUUCGACCUUUCCGACAGAACUGGGAAGAAGCAGACAACAUGAAGAGUAGUGUUGAGUCCCUUCAGAACAGGGUGACUGAACUGGAAAGCAUUGAUAAAAAUGCUGGGCAAGGAGCUAGAAACACAGGUCUUCUAGAAUCACAGUUAUCUAGGCAUGAUCAAAUGCUAAGUGUUCAUGACAUCCGUCUGGCUGACAUGGAUCUCCGAUUUCAAGUCCUGGAAACAGCAAGUUACAAUGGAGUAUUAAUCUGGAAAAUUCGAGAUUACAAACGUCGAAAGCAAGAGGCGGUUAUGGGGAAGACUUUGUCCUUAUAUAGCCAACCAUUUUAUACAGGAUACUUUGGCUAUAAGAUGUGUGCCAGGGUUUACCUCAAUGGAGAUGGGAUGGGCAAAGGGACGCACUUGUCUUUGUUCUUUGUUAUAAUGCGGGGAGAAUAUGAUGCAUUGCUUCCUUGGCCAUUCAAGCAAAAGGUCACCCUUAUGUUGAUGGAUCAAGGACCUUCUCGGCGCCACUUAGGAGAUGCAUUCAAGCCAGACCCCAACAGCAGUAGUUUCAAGAAACCCACUGGGGAAAUGAAUAUUGCAUCUGGUUGUCCAGUCUUUGUUGCACAAACUGUUCUAGAAAAUGGAACAUAUAUUAAAGAUGAUACUAUUUUUAUUAAAGUCAUAGUGGACACUUCGGAUCUACCAGACCCCUGACAUAUAGCAGAAAGGCAGAUUCAACAGAAGACAACUCCAUUUGGGGCUUUUUUUUAUAUCUGUCUUCAAUGAGAGGUCCUUAAAGCUCAGAGAGGACCACUUUAUGUUAACAGAGGAAGAGUUUGGAGGUAUAACUUGCAUAGGGUCCAAUGGCAAACAUAGCAACCCAUUAAAAAACCAUAACUGUGGUGUAUUUUCUAAACUAAUAGGAACACUUCAAGUUCUGACAAGUUACUUAAUCCUCAUGAAGACAAAGAUCACUGUCAGAAAAGCUUUUUGUAAUUUAUUGACAAUAUUUUGGGAGAGGAAAAAAAAAGUAUCUUAUGCUGAAUACGACAUCAGACUUUACUUUCAUUUUAACUAGAAAAUAAAAGUUCACAUGUGGGUUAGCUAGAAACUGUCAGCAUGUUAAGUAAAAAAAAAGAAAUUAUGAAGUAUUGUUGCAGUUAAAGAUAUUAUUACUUUGAACAUCUAAGUGCAAUGUUGUCUGAAAUACAGUAUAUUGUCUAUUUUUAAGGCCUCAUCUGGUCUCUGUUUUAAAAAUUACUUUGUCAGAAGACCUUGACAAAAAUGUCUAGAUCUUCUUGAAAGUGUCUAAAUCAGAGUCAUAUUUUUGUUUAGAGUUCUAUUAAUUGCUACAGAAAACAUUUUAUUUUAAAACUGUGGAUAGACUGAUAUUUCUUGGAAGAAAAAAAAAGAUCAAAUGCAGGUUAUCACUUGUGAUAUGAAAAGAAACUAUUCAAUACUGCUGUUAUUUCUCUUUAGAAAUGUAAACCUACAAUAUAUGUCGUAGUUAAUGACACUAUUUCAAAAUUAAGGAAAAAAAUCACUCAUGGAUGCUGUGCAUCAUUAUCAGAUUUAUAAUUUUCACCCUAAAAUAGGGCAUUUGUUGAACUUUGGAGUUCUAAAUGGAAUCCUGUAUGUUUUUAAAGUUCUGCCUCAUGCGCUCAGACCAAGCUCUAUAAAAUAGAUGUGUGUAUAUAAACAUAUUAUAUUAUAUUUUUUGCUAAAGCAUAAAUGUGCAACAUAUUUUUUUGGGUUUGAGAGGAGGCAUAGUGCUGAGUAAUACCUAUAUGGGAAACUGCUAAUUAAUCCUUUAGGUAGAAAUUUUUUCUAUCUUACAGAGGAUAUCCGUUAGGAGAAAGCAGUGUCUUAAUGGAGAUACGGUGGUGUGCAUGCAUUCAUGUGCCUUAGCUGUGACGUGCUGCUUUAUAGCUCAUAGUUUUGUAUUCAGACUUUAAUUUCAGAUUGUUAGAAUACUUGUUUUAACUGGACUUUAGGCAUAAUGUGCUGACUGAUCUGUAAAACCCACCAAUAUUUUGCAGCAUACAGAAAUGGAAACCCAGAUUUGUGUCUGUUUCCAUCAAUGAAAUACUACUUAUUCAGGUGCUAUAUUUUUUGUUCACGGUGCUCCUAUGGAGCUAGGACUUCUGACAGUGCCCCUUCCCUUCAGUUUCCAAAUCAGUAGUGAAACUGCUGCACGAUAAAAUGCCUCAGAGUAGCAGAGCUAAUCAUUUCAAUUUGGCUCAAUUCAGAAUUGUAAAAGAAUAGAUUUGCUAGCCAAUUCACAAUGAUGGUUUUCUGGCAAACUGACACCUAUCCCUGCAGGGAAACCCACAGGAGCCUCCUACUUAAACAACUACCUGAGCUUUACUAGAAAGCAUUCUCCAGCCUUUAAAUCAUGCAGAUUGCAACCCACAGAAUUUACUUACUUCUGUUUUAAUAGUCCUUUGUGAGACUAGUAAGUCUAAUGGCAUAGCUUGAGCGUACACCAACCAUGUGGGUGCUGCUUAAUUGCAUGGGUGCUGUGUAAUCUGAAUGCUCCCCUAGAACGAACUGAUGUGGAUCUGGAAAAAGAAAUUGUGUGGCCUGUUGUCUAGCCAGUGAUGUUACAUCCAUUGAGCUUUCCUCUUACGUUGGGCAUUAUAGACAGAGUUCAUGUCUAGGACUCAGUUGAAUUGUCAUGUUUCAUUGUUGUUUUUCUUGCCCUUGCCAUUGGUCUUUAUGGCUGUGCCUUCCUACCCAGUGCCUGCAAGAGGUAUUUUUCUGUUAAUAAAUAUACAGUGCAUGCUGAAUGGUUUUCAUGGGUUUUCAAGCCACCUGCUUGAAUAGGGCCUGCUAUUGGGCAGCCAGAGCAUUUUGUAGCAAUAUGUCUUCCUAUUCUUGCCUUCCAUUAUUCAGGUGCUGUAUUCUGUCUUUCUUAUGGUUCUUAGGUGUCAACUGGUACAAAUCAAUGUAAGAAGGCAAGCGUUACCAUUCUAGUUCUGAUACAAAAGGAAGACUUCCUACUCAAGAUCUAUAUGCCACAAUUUUACGCAGGCUGAUGUAAACCCAUCACCUUUUCUUAGGGGAAAGAAUUAACCUGGCUUCUCAUACUAUUCUAAUAGUCAUGAAUAUAGGUAGCUGAGCUUUUGUAUAUGCAUUACAGAAUUUUACUGAAAACAGGAUUCCCUAGUGAAGAUGUCCAAAGGGCUCAGUACCCAUAGCUUCUGCAUCAUGCAGUUAAUGUCCAAUUGAAAUAUGUUAGUUGUGUUCUAUAAUCUAGACUAUUCUAAUAUGGCAUUGUUCCUUCAAAAAUAACCUUUAUUCCAAAAACAUCUGAAAACGCAAAUUGAGUAAAAAAAAAUUCUAAUUCUUUUUCUUAAAUCAACAAAUUGCCAAUAACAACUUUGGCUUAUAUAUUCUAAUUACUCUGAUGUGCGACAGUUUGAAAACCUUUUAUACACACACACACACACACACACACACACACACACACACACAUUUAAAACACAAAUUACUUAACUUGUCUUAUUGGGCUAUAAAAUUAGGACUUGUGCACUUUAUUAAAACUUCCUUGUUAAUAAAUAAGACCAGAUAUCCGCAUAUUUAUGGCAGCUGUUAUGGCUCCAUUGCUAUAGCUAUUUUUCCCACCAUUAUGUGAAGUUUUUCUUUUUGCCACACCUGUAGAUCAAUGCAAGUGCUGGAAUUUCUGCUGUAGAGUCUGAUAGCUGAUAAAAAUAACUUGUUUCCCCAAAGCACAAAAGUAUAAGCUCAUGGUUCUUUUUAAAACCAGCACCCAGAAAGGAGGAGCAGUAGGGAUGAGAAUACUCCCAUUCAAAACAAAACAUACUGUUCAAAAGAUUAGCUUAGGGUUAUCUUCUUAUAUAUUUUGGUGUUGUCUUUUAGAAACAAAUGCUUUCUUCUUCAAAAUGAUCCAAUUUUAACGCUGUGAACAUACUUUGUCAUCCACAUUGGCUCACUAAUGCUUUUAAUAUAGCACAGCAAGCUAGCCAGCCAAUUAUUGACAAAAUUAUUUAGUUCAGACAACCUUAACAUUUUCUGAAGUAAGUUUUCUAGGAUGGCUGUAAAGUUACAUGUUCUUAAUGAUAACACGUUUUUUGAAAAAGAUGCUUAUCCAAAAAGCUGAAAGAACGAUAGCUUAUAUAGUAUAUAUCUCCAGUAUUCUUCACAGGAUGUUUGUUUAGUCCAUCAUGAAUAGCCCCAGUUUAUGGGAAAAAAUUGUAUCCUGAAAUGUAGAUACAGUAAAUUGAAUAUGACAUAUGAAUAGGAUUAGAAUUUGCAUUUAUAUUUUAUGUAUUUUACCUCCCUUAACAUUCUGAAAGUAUUUAUCCAUGUUAAUCCAAUCAAUAGAGAAAAGUCCAGUCACUGCCCUAAAUAAUAACUUUCAUGAUUGAUUUGAUCAUAUAAGCUUAUAUCUUUUCUUGGCCCUGAUUUAUGUUGAGAUAGGGCAGAAGAGACGAUGCCUGCCUACAAAACUAGCUAUCUUGGUAUCUUCUCUGAACUGAGAGAAAAGUGUAUUAAAAAGUCCAAAGCUAUUGCUCUUUUUCUGGAAAAAAAUGUGAAUAUGUUAUUUUAUCUCUCUCUCUCUCUCUCUCCCUCUCUCUCUCCCUCUCCCUCUCCCUCUCCCAAAUGCUAUCAUUAGUACUGCCCUUCAGUGCUCUUACUCCAAAGUUGCACUUGAUAUUACAAAACAUCUUGCAUGUCUGUGAGCUACUAAAAUUCUCAUGUAUGUUUGAUUAUUUUUAACCUUCAUUAAGAUAAGGCAAUCAUUUUUAAUCAACAUACCUCAAAUGGGUAACAUAAAGAAUGCAUCAAAAUCCGGGAGUCAUGCUCCCAUGGGAUUUAAAUGUGGCAAAGUUGCGGCCUCUUCAGUGCUGCCACAUUGCCACAGACAUGAUCAUCAUUUCCAACUCUCCUUGCAGCUUCCUACAAGAAAAGUCAAUGGGGAAGCCACCAGGAAGAUGGAAGCCACUCCUGUUCCCAUAACUAUUUUUUACCAGCCCAUGAUCAUUCUGUUUCUUUGUUUAGGUAGGGAAAUAUCUCUGAAAUGAUUAUCCCAAGGGGCUCAUGGGAGGUUUAUUUCAAUGGAAAUGCAUAAAAUUCAGUAUUAAAUCAGGUUUUGGUUAUCAGUGUUUUAAGGACUUCUUCACUAACUACAGUAUCAAUGCUGUUACUUUCAAUUCACCUUAGAUCUCCAAGCAGCUUUGCUCCCUUAUAUUUUAACAAAGCACUUUAGUCUGCCAUCUCAUAUUGUGUCAUGCUAACCUAUCUAUUUUUAAUCUCAUAGAAUCCAACCAAGAUUAUUUCAGUGCCUAAAGAUCAAUAUGCAUGACUGUGUUUGUAUUGUUUUACUGUUUAUUUUGUUUCAAUUAUUUACAGUAAGAAUUUGGGUGGCUUAUAUGCAGCAUUCAUUUUCCGCCUUAUAUUGUAACUUUCACUGCUUUUGAGAAUGUAGAAUAGGAAAAAAAGUAGUGGUAUUACAGAUAAUGGAAUGUAAUUGAUCUCUUAAUCUGUAAAGGUGAGAUACACUCCAAUCUCUUUUCAAAGCUACCUUCCCUAUACCGUGAGAAAGAGCAUAAGGAAUAUUUGAGUAUAUGAAACAGUGAUGUUAACAGUUGGCCAGUCUGUUUGAAUUCUAGAAUUUUAAUUUAAUAAUCUGGUCUGUCAAUGGUUGAGAUUGCAUUAUUUUAAAACGUUACAAUUUGCCUUGAGAAACUUUAAAAGAGAAAACACUUGUUUAUAUUGCUUUCCUAGCUUCUCAAAAUAUGGUAUACAACAUGGCUGCUAGUGAUUACUACAGGAGAUACUUUUCUGCACCUUGAUGAUUUAACAAAAAUUCUGAUAUCUCCUGUCAUUUUGAUGCCUUCAUACAUGCAACUAUGCAAAUGUAUAAAUAAGUGGAUAGAUUUUAAAAAAAAAGUUUAAUUCUGCUAUAGGCCUAAUAAUUUUGUGGGACAUGUCUGAAGUUUUCUCAGCGGUUAUUCUCAAAUUGCCCUUUAAAAUUGCUUAGCAGCUGAUGGACAAUAGCAGAAUCUAUGUUUUGCAUUCAAAAGAUUGCCCCCUCCCCUAUUCAUCUCUUGGCACUGUUAGUCUAAAAUUAAUAGAUAACAGAUAGCUACUGCCCAGUCCUUGAAACGAUAAAGUCAGCCAGAAUAGCCAGUAUGGGAUAGAUAAGAUAAUUAAAGUGACUUCCCAUUUUCCUAUUACAAAAGUGGGAGGGGGCUUACGUCACAGAGAAUAUGUCCUCUUGAAAAACUUGUGUGCCAAAUCUAAUGUAAUUAGUCUUUAUCUGACGGGACAGUUUUUAAUUUCCUACCUGCUUGUUGUGAAAGUGAGGUUUUGGGGAUGCUACUAAGUUAUUAUUCAACAGUAAAUGCUCAGGAUAUGUAAAAUUCAACUUUGCUUAAUAUAAAGAAGUAGUUUAUUGCUGCUUUAAAGUACACUUGUGUUGGAUGGACUGCCACAAAUGUUAAAUGUGCUCUUUUUCAGACCAAAAGUGAGGAUAAAAAUAGGUAGAUCAAAAUCGGAGCUAUUAUACAGGCGAAUUGACAGCAUGAAAAUGUCUGCCAGCUUUCACAGUUAAUUGUGUCUAAUAUUUUUUUUUCCUGUUUAUCAAUCAAAAAUAAUAGUCAAAACCAAUGAAUAUGGGGUUUCGGUCAACUCCAAAUAGUAACUUGGUGCUUGGUACAGUUUCCCUCUGUGCAGUGCUUUACUGAUAUCAAUCAAGCCUCAAAAUUGCUUAUUUGUGUAGAAACUGAAAUUGAAUGUUCUAUGGAGGGCAAGUCUGUGUAGGUGCUACAUAGAAUACCCAGGCUCUGACCUCCUUGUGCUACUUUUAGGCCACUAAACAAUGUUAUUUAUUGCUGUGCCAUAGAAAUGGGCAAGGAACCUGCUUUUAUCCUGUAUAACUGACUGAUCAGUCAUCAUGCUUUGGGAACAUAUUUGUCCGAUGUACACGUUAUGAUGUCAUUUUACUUUUGCAAUUGAUGAGAUUGAGAAAUUCAGUAUGUAUAUUCCAGUGUGUGCCCAACAGUAAUGAUAACCUGUGUCUUGAUUUCAUAAAAACUUCUGGUAGAGCUUUUUUUUAAAAAAAAAAGAUUUCAGUUUUAAGGGCUUUAUUGGACAAGGUGAACUUAAAAAUAUUUUAAGCGCAUGACUUAAUUCUCUUUCUGUCAACUUCUGCACUGUGAAUAUUAUAAUUAAGUAUUUUAAAGAAAAUACAUUGAGGGCUUUACUACUACUUCCUGCUUUUUAAUAUGAGGAUCACUUCCAGCAUAAAUGUCUUGCAUCCAUGCAUGACUCCUAAAGAAUGUGAAUAUGAGAUUCAUUACUUAUUGUGUGAAUUGAAAGAGAAAAAAAAUAGCUCAUUGUAAUAAAUUUCUCCAUAUAGAAUAGGGCUGUGCAAAUUUCAAAGUAAGUCCUUUUUUUCAACAGACUUGAGUGAAACACCUCAUUAAGCUGCUUCAUAAAAGGAGGAACCUUCCUCAUUUCUAAUGACAAAUUGAAUCAAUUACAUUACUUCACUUUUCCUCCUUUGUGGGACCUCCUGUGAUGAUUGUGCAAAUGCCAGCUAAAGCUGAGAAACAACACACAUCACCUUGUUGGUGUAUGUAGAUUGUAUGGCCUCUCCUCAAUGAAGGGAAUUUGUAUCAUUUCCCCAUCUGAAGUCCUUCAUAGAGGUGAAUCUAAAUAAUCUCACAUAAGCAAAAUUCACAGUGAGGAUAAUCAUUCAUUAAGAGCCAUCCUUUGAAUGUAAAAUAUUAUGCUGAAAUUGAUCUCUAAUGUUGAGACUAAUGCAAAAUGGAGGAAAGUUGAAGCAUUAUUAUGGCUGCAGAACAUGGUUAUCCUGUAUGGUUUUAAAGUAGCAUUAGGCCACAAAAAGAAUUGAUUAAAUCUUUAAUUAUCUUCUAGCAAAUUGGCAAGACAAUGUAGCUUUUCGUCUUCCGUUUCAUGAAAGUUUUAAGCCUAAUCCUAAACAUUUGCUUGUGGUUUUAGUAUGAUGCUAAGUGUAUUGUGUUGUGGGUAUACCUCAUUUCAAGCACCAGUGUAUCAGAUGCAUUAAAGUUUAGGAUUAGGCAGUGCAUAUCUAUAAUACUUUUUCUUCCUUAUUGGAAGCAUGCAAGCACUCCAGAUUUUAUAAGCAUUAAAUUAGAAUCCCAGGUCUAAACUCCCAUAACAUUUGAAAUUAGACUUAGAUCCCGUUCUCUUACCUUUGCUAUUUUUUAUCAGAUAAUGGAUGGAAAGAUUGCUUCUUUCCUUACAAUUUGCUAUUGCCACUUGUAGAAAGACGAGUUUCUAACUAAAGGGAGUUCUGAUCGUGAACAGUUUGGUAAACCGGGGUUUUGAAAUAAACCACUAUUUUAAAAUAACUCCUUUCCUGCUGAGACGAUUCUGAACUUUAGCAGAGCUAUUGCAUUUGAACACAAUAUUUUCCAGCCAGGAACUCUUCUCCUGGCAUAGUCUUUGUGCACUUGGAAAAUGGGGGCAAAUCGUUGAAUUGCCAAGGCACUGAACCACCUUGUAUUGCAUUAUUUUCUCUCUAGCUCUUUAAAAUGUAUAUCUUCUACAGUUUGUAUGAGAAAAUAGUUUUUUUCACUGUGAUCCAAAGCCUCCAGGGGUUCAGGAUAAAUGAGGAUGUAACGGGACACCCCAUCUUGAAAUGAUGGACUAUGAAUCUGUUAUUUAAGACAAGUAGGAUAACCUUUUAACAUCCAUAAAAUGCCAUUAAUUCAAUGCGAUGGAAAAAAUGGUCAACCUUUUCCAAGAAGAAAUACCUGUUAAAUGCAUCAGUACUAUGAACUCUGUACAAAAUCAGUCUGUGUAAACUUGUGUGGUGUUUUAUUUCAUAUUCUAUUCUUUGGUAAAAGGUACAUUGGUUGUGUUCUGUUUUCUGAUCCAGAAACAAAGACCAAAGAAGGCCAACCUCAUUUGAUUGUGUAUAUUCUGCCUGUUUUAAUUAUAGAUAGCUAUAAAGGAUACAGUGCAAGUAAGUGAACCUGGUAAUCAAUGAUUUUUGUAUUUUCUUUUUAAAGGAAAGGAAACUUUGAAGUGUAUAAUUUAUUGCUCAGCAAUACAAUGUUGUUAAUAACUAUUAGCAACAUAUCCUAAUUUCCCAAUAGCAUUAUUCUAUGUUGUCCUUCAGUUUGUUGUAUUGUUAUUUGGUAUUUAUUUGUAUUUGAAGGUCUUGCUCUGUCUUGUGUUUUGAUGCUAAUAAUUGAGAACAGUGUGUAGAAUGCAAAACUUUGAAAUGCUGAACUGUAUUAAAGGGAAAAAAAUAAACAUAAGUAGGAAGUCAUAU